ACGGCAAAUACAUAUACACACAUAUAUAUAUAUAUAUAUAUAUAUAUACACACACUAAAUGGCCAUGGUACGUCAUCAGCCACGUUAAUGGUCGCUGAUGCUAGCAAGCUAGAUUUCUAAAACCGCUUUAAUAUGUAGGGUGAAGCUUGUGGUUGCCUAGACACAGCAGCACUCAAAUCCCCACUCCGCAAAAAAAAUCUACAGCUAGCCUUGCCUUGCUAGCAAGAUUGCUAAGUGGUCUUGGAUAUUUGUGAAGGUUUGGAUGUUUGUAUAAUGGAACACGUCGGAAUGGUCAUUGCAGCCUGAAAACCUGCCCGCCACUAAAGCAGCCCAUAACAUGCUAUUGGUACUAGGAACAGUUAUAAUGACAAAACAUAGUUAACGAGUUAUAAGAUGAUCAGACUGGCCACAACUGGUCAAAGUAUUCCUUCAACCUUGGUGUGAUUUCGUAUCCGUGGGAACUUGGACUCCUCAGCGUUAAUAGGGAGACUCGAGUUUCACUUCCCUGUCCGAUGGCGUUCUGCUUGGCUGAGCUUCACUGCUGGUCCUCCAGGAGUGUCCUGCAAGUCACAGACACAGAUAUUGGCACCUAUCAGUACUAUGAGAAAGGAGAGGCAGGUAAAUAUCGUCACUGUUUGUUGGACCCCUCAACCGAGCACCACCAACACCACCACUACUACAAAGAGAAAAGGGUCUUCUCUGAAUCUCGCGGCUACUCAUGGACUCCCAGGAACCGCCGUCCAGAGAAGCUUCGUGAUUCGCUGAAGGAGCUUGAGGACCUGUUGCAGACCAACUCAGUUGUUCACUCCAGAUGGAAGACCAAGCAUUGCUGUCAGCUGGCGCUGAGCAGUGGAGUCCUGGUGACUCUGACCCUGAACGGAUCCCAGUUGGACCGGGUGUGUGUCGACAGGACGCUGGUGGGCCGUCUUCCCGCUGACACUGUUAGCAGUGCGGUGCUCUCUGAUAGAAUGCUGCUCUUGUCGUUCGUGGAGAGGAACCAGGUGUGCAUUGUCUACCUGAACAGGAAGAACCAGAGCUCCUCCCCCGAUGCCAGCCGACCACCAGACAAACUGUCCCCUUCAGAGAUCAAGGUGUUGAGUGUGGAGGUGUGUGCUGGGCCAGGCCGUAGGCUGGGCAGGCGUGUGGGUCUGAACCUCCUCCUGGACGUUGCCGUGUGUUGGUGGCCUUUGGCAAGCCCGGACCAGUGGCCCUGGACCCCGAACACACACACCGACAACCUAACCCUGCUCAGCUGCUCCAGUACUGAGGGCCUCAAGGUGCUGAGUUCCAUGCGGACCGGCGGGGAUCCAUUGGAUGUCCGCUUCAGCCUCUUGCAGCCUUACCACCUCCUGUCUGUGGAGCUGCCUGAAGGACCCCAAGUAAACCCCCGAGGACCCCACGCCGACGGUCCCGGGGCGUCCUGGGCGGACGCCUGCGUGUACGAGUGUGCCCGCGGGCGCCUCCAGCGCCUUUCCGUGACCCGGAUUCCCCUCUCGUCGCGCCCCAUCUCCUGCAGCCGUCACCCGUCGGAGAGCGCCCUGCUCCUGGGGCUUGGGGACUCCUCGCUGGUGCUCUACGAUGAGAGGAGGGGCGUGACGCUGCUCGCCCCCUGCCCCGUCCCGCCCAGCCUGGUGGCCUGGCAUCCUGCGGGGGGUUUGGCGGUGGUGGGGGGAGGUCAGGGAGAGGUCAUGGGCCUGGACGUGGGCUUGGGUCCGCUCGGUUUGACCCUGGUGGGGGAGGACCCGGCCCCAGCCGCCCCCACCCUGAGGCUGGCCCAGCACCUGCGCUGCCCUGGGGGCCUGGAGGGGCUGCAGUGGGCUGGGGGGUCCGGGCCGGGCGGCGGCACGGAGGGAGUGGAUACGCUGAUGCUGACCUUCCACCGAGGGCCGCUGGUCGCCAUGGCGCUCAGACUUGGUGCUCUGUCAGGAGGUCAGCUUGGUCCAGAGGUGCUGUUGCAGCAGAGGUUACGCUGCUGUCAGGUGGACCAGGCGCUAGGCAUUCUGGGAGCCAUGGAUUGGAGCACCAUGGGAAGUGAGUGUUACCGGGCACUGAUCUCCAUCACAGACCACCUACUGAGGCUGGAUCUGAACCAGACCAGAGAAGUCCAGUUGGAGGCAGCUUUGGGCGUUUUCUAUGCGCCGACACGCCCCCUCUCUGACACGGUGGUUCUAGAAUACAGGGAGCCAAUCAGCAAGUAUGCCCGACGCUUCUUCCACCAUCUGCUCAGACACCAGCGCUUUGAGAAGGCUUUCCUGCUCGCGGUGGACAUUGGCGCUAGAGACCUGUUCAUGGAUCUCCAUUAUGUGGCCAGCGAUAAGGGGGAGGUGGUCCUGGCGGAAGUAGCCCAGCGGAAAGCUAAUGAAAUAGACGCGGAUGAAGCCAAUACAACCACGCCGGGAAACCGUGGAGUUCUAGGUGAGCCACCGUCCACACCGCGAGGGAGACCUGGGCCGUGUGGCGCAACAUUGGGGGACGGACGAACCGAGCGGCCGAGCCCAACGACGGGCGGACGGGUGGACGCGGCCCCAGCUGGGCCUGGCUCACAGGAAAGCAUUUCGUCCCGCCAGGCUGUAAGGACUAGUAGGAGCUGGCCGGUGGAGGAGAGCUAUGCUGGGAACUUGAGUCCUGAUGUGGCAAUGCUUUGGAGACAAACAGAUAUUAGAAUGAUUGACAGAGAUGACAAAGUAAGUGCUGUCCAUUUAUAUUCAUCGCAGAACCAUGAUUUUACAGGAUUUGGAUCAAUAGCAGGCCUUGGGUUGCAUAAUAUUAAUUGUAAAAAAAAACACAAAUUUCUCUGCAUUCCUGGUCGGUUCUGACUUUUCAUGGCCCAGGGCCAGCGGGGUGUCCUAGUGUAUACACCGUCUGACCUGUCAGCGAAAGGUCGUUCAUCGAAUCCCCAGCCAGGCAAUCUGUCGUAUCCCCGUCUCGUUCUGGCUGUGAAGGAAGUUGACUGUAAUUGUUGAAAAUGUGAAUGUGUUCCCAGUCAUACUUGACAUGGAAAAAGAAGCCUUGCAUGCAGUCAGUUUGUCAAGGCCUUCCACUGACCCCCCCCCCCCCCCCCC
This is a messenger RNA of Esox lucius (northern pike), 3062 nucleotides long. It is a transcript of the gene wdpcp, whose product is annotated as WD repeat containing planar cell polarity effector. Bases 513 to 2816 code for a protein of 767 amino acids. The record is from RefSeq and is a predicted model, not a curated record. The transcript has 18 exons. Gene Ontology annotation, cellular component: axonemal basal plate. Gene Ontology annotation, biological process: nervous system development; cilium organization; establishment of protein localization. NCBI's taxonomy places the organism in Eukaryota, Metazoa, Chordata, Actinopteri, Esociformes, Esocidae.